CCCUCUCUCUCUCUCUGAAUUAAACAAGGAAGUGAUUAGGCUCAUGUUCUACUGUAGUUCCAACCUAAGUAAGCCUGACCGGUGCAUGUCAAUGAGCAGCAGUUUCUCCAGCAGCUCGGGCCAUAUAAAAACAUUUCCCCCACCAUGGCAGCAGUAGCCUUGGAGCUGUUUCCAUUCACUGACCGAGGAGGCCCUUUCAGCCACAUGGAGAAGGACUUGGCUGCGCUCGUCUCGGGACAUACGUUAGCGGUUAGACUUCGCUACCUAGAGGGGAAUGUAAAACAGGAGCAGGUGUAACGGGAGGCAUAGGAGGACUGUCCUAACGCCCCGGCGGGCGGGAAGCCAUCAGCCGCUAUUAGGUCAACGCUCCCAUUUUAUCUUGCAGAGCUGCACUUGACUCUUUGGCUCCAUGGCGCAGCGCUCCGCUCACCCCGCCGCCCCCAUCGCGCUGCUGCUCUUCGGACUUGUUGCCAUCCUGCUCCUGACUAUCCCCACCCAAGACGUCCAGGAGGCACCGGGGUUCAUGUAUGGGAUUGUCUUGGAUGCUGGAUCUUCGCACACAGCUUUGUAUAUAUACAAGUGGCCAGCAGAUAAGCAAAACGGCACAGGCGUGGUCACCCAGCACACUGAAUGUCAUGUUAAGGGUGGAGGGAUCUCCAGCUAUGCAGGCGCUCAGGGAGCAGCAGGGCAGAGCUUAGAGACAUGUCUGGACCAGGCAGUGAAGGACAUCCCUAAAGAAAGACACCAGCUCACACCUGUGUACCUGGGAGCCACAGCUGGCAUGAGGCUUCUAAGGAUCUCAAACCCAGAGCUGGCAGCUCAGAUUCUGCAGGAAGUGGGCCACAAAAUCCAGUCCUACCCUUUCAGCUACCAGGGGGCGGCCAUACUGAGCGGUCAGGAGGAGGGGGCGUACGGCUGGGUCACUGUCAACUAUCUCUUAGAGAACUUUAUAAAGUAUGGUUUUGUGGGGCGCUGGUUCAGCCCCGGCAGGCCCACAGUGGGAGCGCUUGAUUUAGGAGGGGCGUCCACUCAGAUAACGUUUGCUACUCAGGAGGAAGUAGAAGACGAACACGACAUGAUAAAGCUGCAUCUUUAUGGGCAGAAAUACUCUCUGUACACACACAGCUUCCUGUGCUACGGGCAGGACCAGGUCCUCAAGAGACUGCUGGCGCGUAUAGUGAAGUCUCAGGGCUACUCUGGGUCAGUCAUUCACCCCUGCUAUCCUGCAGGCCACAAUCGAACUUUAAAGUUGAACAGUAUAUUCAAUUCUCCGUGUACAGCAGAGCACAAACCCAGCUCCUACAACUCCCAGGCCUCCCUGAAAGUACAAGGCAGUGGACAUUAUGAACACUGUCUGAGCAACGUGUCUGAGAUCUUCUCCUUCGACAGCUGCCCUUUCUCCCAGUGCUCCUUUGAUAAAGUCUUCCAGCCCAAUGUCACCGGCAGCUUCAUGGCGUUCUCUGCAUUCUUCUACAUUCACUCCUUCCUACAGCACACCACCGGUAUCACCGCGAAAACUCCGUCACAACUGGAAGAAGCAGCCAAAACUGUGUGCUCGAUGACUUUCAACCAACUGCUGCUUCUGGCUCCACAGCAAAAGUCUCGUUUGCAGGACUACUGUGCUUCCUCUGUGUUUGUUAAGAUUCUCAUGUUGAGAGGUUACAGCUUCGAUGAGACGUCGUUCCCACGCAUUUCCUUCCAGAAGAAGGCAGGGGAUGCCUCGGUGGGUUGGGCUCUGGGCUACAUGCUGAGUUUGAGCAGUUUGCUGCCGGCAGAGACGGUGGGGCUGAGGAAGGCCCUGACCCUGGGAGCGUGGGGAGCGCUUCUCUUUCUCUUUGUCCUCCAGCUUGCAGCAGUCCUGGUCUUUGUCUUACUCCGAGCUUGUGUUGGGAAGAAGAAAGGAGGCAGUGAAAGCACCAUCUAGAUACUGUAACAAACAUACAGUGCAGUCAGAAAACACUAAGACAGUCAUAGGUUUUUGUUUGUGUUGGCUCUAUACUGUGAUUGCAAAGGAUUUGACUAAUAUUGCAUAAUUAGAAUCACAGUUAUGUUGGCUUUCUGUUUACUCUUUGUAUCCUAAAAUUACAGGGCUGUAUAAAAACGGCCUUAAUGUAAGUCUUUUUUUAAAUUUCAAAUCAAAUGUACUGGAGGACAGAGCCAACACAAACUGGGAAACUUUGUCCCUGACCAAGAAGAACGUAGGACUCCCCUGGUCUCCUGGUGGCACUGGCACUAUAGGGGAGGUAUCAAUGUCAUUUUUAUUCUUGAAAAGUCAAACCAUUUUUUUUAUAUGUAGAAUGUAAAGAAUGUAAAAGCUUUUGGGUUUUUUUGUAGGAAAUGUGACUGUAUUCUUAAGCAUGUAUGUAAUCAAGCACUGUUACACAAAGGUGUUUUAGGUGACAGUUUUAUUCUGCCCAGGUUAACUUUAAGUAAUCAACAAGAGUUUUUUUUCUUUCUUUUUUUACGUUUGUUGCCAGAGACAGACUCCAGUCUCUGGAAAAAUUAAAGCUGGAUCAGUCUCUUCAAAACUGUCAUUGUGAUGUUUUUUUCUUAUAAAUUUUGUGUCACAUGGAGGAGUUUCUUAACUACUUUUGAGUUUUAUUGUGUAAAGACAGAAAACAGAAAAACAAGCAUGGGAUGUUUUAACAAAGGAUUUAAUGGUCAAAUUUGCGUUUUCAUAAUACAGAUUGAUAUCAGAUAGAAAAGAGCUCAUGAAUCACUCCCAUACAUUUUUAUUUCUUGAUGUCUGUUUUAAAAUGUAGGAUGACAGUUGUUGCUGAUACAGUAGUUUAAGUUAAACUAGAAUACCAAAUUCCCCAUUGAUAUACAGAGAGGAAUGAUGUGUCAUUAUGUUAAUGUUUGAAUUUUUAAUUAACUUGAAUCUAAUCUGCCAAAAAACAUCUUCUAGUCUACUCACAGACUUCAUGUUUAUAUUUGUCUUUUUAAACAGUAAUACAUGUUUUUGUCAUGAAUUCACCAAUUUACUUUAGACAAUACAAAUAUAACUACGGUUGUGAAGUAGUGAUCAGUUCUUGGUUGACAGUGGUUGUUUUUUAAUCUGACAUGUGAUGUAGCAUGUGUUAUAACUAGUAGCCAUAUCUUUCCAUGUCUGGGCACAUUUUUCAAGAAUUUACAAGUUUCUUUCAGCAAGUUACAUUUUUAUGUAUAUUGUAGCAUAAAAGUAUUCUUGUGUUUAUAAAACGUUUUUUCUAAUAGAAACACUUAGACAAUCCUGGUGAAAAUUGGUGCAGUUUACUGUAUGUGGCUUUAAACCUAUUAAAACAAGUGUUUCAAUAGACCAUUUUUAUACCUUACCAUGUCUCUAGAAGUAGCUCUUUCUGUGGUCACCUUGUUCGUUUCAUCCAUGAUAACAAAAUAAACUUGAUUUUGUUUU
This is a messenger RNA of Etheostoma spectabile (orangethroat darter), 3394 nucleotides long. It is a transcript of the gene entpd2b, whose product is annotated as ectonucleoside triphosphate diphosphohydrolase 2b. Lineage: Eukaryota; Metazoa; Chordata; Actinopteri; Perciformes; Percidae. Gene Ontology annotation, molecular function: UDP phosphatase activity; ribonucleoside triphosphate phosphatase activity; GDP phosphatase activity. Gene Ontology annotation, biological process: nucleoside diphosphate catabolic process. Gene Ontology annotation, cellular component: plasma membrane. The record is from RefSeq and is a predicted model, not a curated record. Bases 410 to 1924 code for a protein of 504 amino acids. The transcript is spliced from 9 exons.